AUGGAACAGAAAUUGUUUCGAUUAUUGGCAUACACUGAGAUUCGAGAGCAGCCAGUGGGCCAUGAGCUGUCAGCGAGCGGCCAUGGCCGGCUGUCACUGAGCAGAGGCACGUCUCUGGGUAGAUGCUGCCUGACGGGUACUCACCAUAGAUACAGACGUGGCAAAAUACCGGGUUUUCCUCCACUCGCAGUGCAGCGUGAGCAGCGGCUCGGUGCCGUGGCACACAGCCCCUUUCCCGCUACUCGGGACCGCGGAUUACGCCUGAGAUCAAGAAGUAUUUGUCAUCCCGAGGGCUGGAGCAGUCUCGGCCGGGCCUUACCGGCGUGGGGGGACUGGGCAGACCGCGCUGCGCUGCCAGCGACCCGUAAGCCUCCCUUCCGCCGCGGGGCGCUGCCUCUCCACCCCCGGGAGGUGCGGGCGGUUGUUUGGCUCCUCGGUGGUGAUGGGUGGGGCGUGCCCCGUCCCGCCGUGCGGGCGGCGGGCAGCGGGUGCUUCGGUGGUGGUUGGUGCAGUCAUUGCUGCUCACCCGCCUUGGACGCCGCUUGCGAAGGCAGCCGGGGCCGUGCGGGCGUCAGCGAGAACGCCCAGUUAGGGGCAGGGUGUCGGUACUCCGUGCGGAGCUACCUUCGCCCAAACGGCCGGUCGGGAGGGGGCCGCUGCGGAGUCUGUAGAGCCUUAAGCGAGGCGGGAGCCACGGCAGGAUCAGUUCGUGGGGUUGCUUGGGAGACCGGCACCGUGGCCUCCAGCGCCUCAAGAACUAAUAAACAACAUUGCAGAGCAUAGAGUGCAUUUGUUGUGCAGGCUUGGAACUACAACAAAAUGGAGCCAACCAGAAGCAGAUAUCUAGCAAGGAAAUUCUUCUCUCUGUGGGCAAAAAAGACGUUUGGACAAGUUCUCCCCUCCAUAGCCAGAUGUUUUCAUGACCAGAAGAUCCUUCAGAAAACCUUUGGAGAGCGGAAUGAGUGGUGGACUGCUAGCAGAGAAAGGAAGCUCAGCCUCAGAGCAGCCACCCAUGACAGCCAUUUACUCCCUAAAUUGGUUUUCAAGGCCUGGAGAGCCUAUGUAUGCCAGCAGCAAGGAAAGAGGGACAAAUAUUCCAUUGCUGAGUCCCAUGCGAAGAAGCAAGCGUUGCUUAGGACCUGGCAGUGCUGGCUGGUGUAUGUCGGCGUCCAAAGGACGAAGUGUGGGAUGCAGUGUGUGGCACUGGCCUUCAGGGAGAGAAGCUGCUUGCGCAUACCCUGGGCAGUGUGGAGAAGGCGACACCAGCAGAGCUGCGCCGGGCGUAAAAUGGAUGUUUUGGCUCUGCAGCAUUGGGCCCAGAGCCUUCAAAUUCGAGCUUGGCUGCAGUGGCGAGAGCUGUACUUACACAGGCAGAAGGAGAUGAGGGCAGUAACUCACCAUUGGCGCUGGGAACUGAAGAAAUGCAUGGAAGCAUGGCUGGGCUGCUUAAACCUGCAGAGAUCAAAGAAGUUUCACAAUGAGCCGGCCCAAGAGCAUCACCGCAGCAGGUUAGCCCGGCAGUGUUUCUCCACUUGGCGGCUCUCUUGGGAGUGCAGGAGGAGAGUGCAUGCUCACCAAGAGGAUGUGGAACACUUAGCAGCAAGGAUUGCCUUGUGGAAAGCCUUUGCCUGCUGGAAGCAUUAUGUUGUGCUGUGUGUGGAAGAGACUCAGCAGCAUCAGUUGGCUGAACACCACUAUAGGCAACACCUGUUGAAACUUGGGUUCAGGGGUCUCUGUCAGAAUGUGGUGAGCGCUCGUCUGCAGCAAAUGAGAAGAAACUUGUCGGUCCGUCAGCACCAAGUGACACUGCUGCAGAAGUGCUGUAACCGCUGGAAGUCCUGUUUGGAAGAGAAGGAGGAAGAAGAGCAGCAGGCCUUGACAUCAGUGGCUCAUGCCCAUUACAGGAGGAUGUUGAUGAGACAAGUAUUCAACACAUGGUUGCUGAAGGAUGGCAAGCUGCAAGAGUACAGAGUGGGGGAGAAGAAGGCUGUACUUCAUUCUGACAGGCAACUGUUGCGCUGCUUCUGGUGCUUGUGGCGUGGGAGAACAGCUGCACGUCUGGAGGAGCGAGAGGGCUUGGUUUGUGCAAGGCAUCACUACAGUAACCUGCUGCUGCUGAAGGCUUUCUGCCUCUGGAAGCAAAACACUCAGGAGAGAAAUACAGAGAGACUCAAGGAGAUGGAGGCCUUAAGGUUUCACAAUUCAAAGUGUCUGCAACAGACAUGGAACAAGUGGAAGGAGUACAUGGGACAUCAGCGUGAGAAGUGGAGGAAGUUGGUGCAAGCAGACAUGCACUAUCAACACACAUUACUGGGCAGGACCCUGUCAGCCUGGAAGAGUUACCAAGGUACCAUCCAGUGCAUUCUGCAGCAAGCAGCUGAGCGGGAGCAGCAGCACAGCAGGCUCCUGCUGCGACAACUUCUGCAUACAUGGAGAGAAAACGCCCUUGCUCUUAUACAUGAAGCUAAGGCAGAUGAGCACUACAGAAGAACAGUCCUGGCAAAGGCGUUGCUGCAGUGGAGACACACUGCCCUGCUGCAAGCACGUUGCCAUCAGCAGAAGGUAGCAGCUGUGAUGGAGGCCAGAAAACAUUUGGAUAUAGCACGUUUACAGACCCUCUUUCUUCACUGGAAGGAGUUAACUAGGGAGUCUCUGAUUCUGAGGGCUCAGCAGCACAGGGCACUACAUCACCACCAACAGCACCUACUCCAGAAGCACCUGGUGAAAUGGAAGAGACAUCAUCAACAGUGCCUUGGGAAAGUGCUGUUACAGAGACAGGGAGAUCAGCUAAGGAUUCAUAGGCUUUGCUCUGCUUCCUUCACCUGCUGGAAGACACAGCUGUUGCAGCAGCAGUGGGAAAAGCAGAAGACAGUACAAGCAUUGUGGCACUGGUCCCUUUGGUUGCAGAGAAAGGUAUUUGAUGCUUGGCUCAGGUUUGCAAAGGGGCAACAGCAGAAGAAAGCUCACACUGAAAAUGCCACAGGAGCUUACCACAUUGCUCUUCUGAGAGAAGGUGUAACCCCUGUCUUGAGAUACACCACUGACAGGAAACAGCUGCAGGGACAGCUCCAAGCCCAGCACCAGUUGAAGAAGCAAGUGAUGUUUGAAGUGCCUGCUGUCAACUGAGACAAGAGGACACUCAGCAGAGGAAGAGCCAUGCAGUCGCCGACCUUUUCAGCUUGCUUCUGGGGUGUCAGCUCUCAAUCACCUAGAGGAGGUCAGCCUGUGAGUGGUCUCAAAGGAGCCCAUUUCCAAGACUCUCAACAGGACUCUGUGAAGUUGCAACUGAACUUGCAGCCACAUUUGUUGUCACCUGAAGACUUGGUAGGGAAAUGGAGUCACCAAACUGCAGAAGAAAGGCAGUGUGGUUGCAGAGAAGCCCUGGUGUUAGAGAGGAAGCUGGAGACUGAGCUCCGACACAUCCAGCAGCAGAUGCAGUACUACUUCAGCAGGAAGCAAGAACUCAAGUCCUGUCAGCAGCAGGCACAGAUCCUGCAGAAGUGGCUAGAAAUGAGCAUGCAGCCAGGAGGGAUGUUCAAGGGCCUGGAUGGCAUACAAGGAGUUCAGGAAGAAUUGGAUCAGUUGCAGGCAAGGAUCAGCACCCUCAGCAAAGCACAAGGGGAAGAGAGGCAGCACGUGCACAUCCUGCUUGCCCGCCUGCGCCACAUCCAGAUGGCUCUGGAUCUGGAACGCAGCUGAACCAGCAGUGUAGCUCCUGGGUGGGACUCUGCAUCCCUUUCGAGGCAGGGGUGAGAGAAGUCUGUGAAUGGUAUUCCUGUCUGAUCAACUGGGGAGGG
This is a messenger RNA of Indicator indicator, 3797 nucleotides long. It is a transcript of the gene SFI1, whose product is annotated as SFI1 centrin binding protein. The record is from RefSeq and is a predicted model, not a curated record. NCBI's taxonomy places the organism in Eukaryota, Metazoa, Chordata, Aves, Piciformes, Indicatoridae. Gene Ontology annotation, molecular function: phosphatase binding.